This is a messenger RNA of Geodia barretti, 714 nucleotides long. The record is from the annotation of a GenBank genome assembly. Lineage: Eukaryota; Metazoa; Porifera; Demospongiae; Tetractinellida; Geodiidae.
CGGGUCACGCACACGAAUCGAAGCUGCAGCUACCAAGCUGAUUGGCCGCCAUGUUGAGGAACUUCUUCCUGUUUCUGGUCGCCGUGACGUUGCACUACCACCCAACCUACGCCCAGUGUGCUGACGAAACAGAUUGCUCCGCACGCUGCAACCCAGGCAAAAUUAGCUAGCACCAACUCUUCUUGUUACGGAUGUCGUUUCUCUUGCAGAAGUCUGGAGAAGACAACUGUGCGAGUUCUACGCAGAGUUGCGCGAUUGGAGACUGACGGCCGCUCGUUGCGGACUGCUGGAACUACCUGAAAUAGGAUCAGCCAGUGGAAUGUACGGUCUCCUCGACGAUGAUGUAGAUGACGUUGAGAUAGUAGCAGUUGAGCAGUGAUCUGGUUGAGGUGUGGAGAAGGGAGCAAUCUGAUUGGUCGGAAGAGCUCCAAUCAUGGAGAUCUCUAGUCGGAGACGCUGGAUCUGAGGGGGCGGAGCCUCCACCUGACCCCUUCAACCUUUGGAGCGAGAACUUGUCGAACUGGGCAGGCGAAUUUACAACUUACAACACAACACUUUUACGAACUUUGUACCAUGUGACUUCUCACUAUCAUAACUACCUAAUGGUCUGAAUGGCGCGAUUAUUUUGUGUACAAUUAUUUAUGCGUACAUUGAUACUUCUUUCAAUUGCGCAUGGAUUCGAAUUGAGCGCUUCUUCUUACGCGAAAAUAUUUC